CACUUUUCCACAGCUCCAACACUUUUCCUCAAUUUUCGGCAAAUUUUCAUAUUCAGUUUUUCUUGGCUACUCAGUGGCGACGGUACGGCAACGGCGAAAAUCUUGUAAACAUAAGCGAGUGCGGGUAAACGGUAUACGCGACCAACUGUGGCCCGGUGCGCGACUAAUAGACACUAACAACAAUAACAACAACAACAACAACAAAAAUAAUAAUAACAAUAUUAAACACCGAACAAAAACAGCAAUAUUGCCGACGACGAACCGCUAUCAUAGAAUAACAGCAACAACAUACAGUACGUUACACACGAAACGAACGACAUACACACAUACACACAGAUAUUUACCUUAUACAUGUACGAAUACAGCAGCGCGCGCACACAGCCAUACGCCGUGUUUUAUAUAUAGAAAAUUUACGCACAGCUGAAAAAUUUCGUUUUUAGUGAAACGGUGAAUUUCGGUGCGGUUUUUCAUAUGUAUCGUAUCGAGGCGAAAUUUUCAUUGUGAAUUUCGCUGUUGGAAAAUCUCUAAAGCGCUUACAAUUCUUAUAAUUGUGCAAUAGCCGUCGAAAAGCCGCAAAGUCGCAAAAGUGGCAAAGUGAUUUCUAUAUAGAAAGCAAAUAUCUAUUGCAUACAUAUAUGCACAUACCGAGAUGUGGCAAAGUGCGUUGUGUUGAAAAAUCUGGGUAUGUCAAAGUUUAAAUGUAGCUGCUGUGUCUGUCCCUGCUCCUGCUCCUGCUCUCGCUGUUGUUGCUGCCACAACGCUUGUUGUUGCUACUGCUGCUGUAAUCCAUCGUCGUUCGUCUCGUCAACACUUCAUUUUUCGGGACUCCACCCAGUUUCGUGGUCAACGAAAUCAUAUACAAAAUAGGAAAAUCAAGCAGACACUGGCGAAGAAGAGGAAGAAGAGCAGCAUAGAACAGAAUCAGAAUCAGCAUCAGGAGAACUUAAGAAAGCAUAAGCAAACACAUUGCGUCUGGCUAAAAGGGCUAAUGAGGCCAUAACUACACAUACAUAUAUAUAUAUGCAUACCUACAUAUGUGCGCAUAUAUGUACAGUUCGCUAUAAGCCAAAACAUCGCUGCGUCGUUCGUGUUUUAGUGCGCGUGUGAGUGUGUAUGCGUUAAGCAGUUAAUGAGCUUAGUGUUGAAUAAAAUCUUAAAGAAGCCAGUAAAUAUUUGCUACGAUCAAACUCCUUCGUUUUCGCUCUAAAAAAAAGUGUACUUACAUACAUACAUACAAAAAAAAAUAAAUAUAUAUAUAUAUAUAAAUACAUAUAUACGGCGUACAUAAGUGUAGCAUAUACUAAAUAUAUAAAUAAAUAGUGUCGUGUCGUUUGAACUUGUGUAGCCGCGCCGUUCGCGACGCCCCGCAGCGCUCGCAAUAGCAGGGAAAAUGCUAGAAAAAUGCCCAAGAUGCUUACAUGCGACAAGUUGAUGACACAUUUUACUGUCAUUGUGACCGCAUUCCUACUACUCCAUUGCAUUGGUUUUUCACCGUUUACGCCGCAAACGUUGCGCGCCGUUGAGGCCACUCCCGAGGAUGAAGCCGUUGGCAAAUGGGCAAUGCAGUUUGGCGAUGAAUUGUGGGAAUUAGCGCAACGUAUGACCAAAUCUCAAGAGAUUAAAGCCAAAUACAAAGAAUACAAUGCACGCGUCGAAUUGAAAAAUGGCACCGAACUCAUUAAAUCCAUCACAGCGAAUGUUGGACGGAUGUUUUCGCGCAAAAUGGAUGCGGUACGUUGCAUACAACAAAAAGCCGAGGCAGUCAAUGAAGAAUUCGUGUUUAAUUACACAUAUGCCGUGGAUAAUUACCAAUAUUAUUCAAGUAAAUUUUCAAUAUUCGAUGACAAGCGCGCUGAGGACCUGCUGGAUAGUAUGAUGGAAUACGAGGAUAGGUAUCUAAAUUUUACGCUAAACCCGGAUACGCACUUUUAUAAUAUAUCUGUUGAUACAGAACAUAGUUCCGUCCAUGUACCAUCUAAUAUAUUUGAUGGCGGUAGAGAAGUGUUAAAGACUAUUAUGUGGUCUGAAACGCUGGAUGAUGUUUUCAAACAAAACUACAAAUCAGAUCCCGCGCUGUCGUGGCAAUAUUUCGGCUCUGACACUGGCAUACUACGCCACUACCCCGGCCUACAAUGGCAACGGCGCGGUAAUCCGGAUAAUGCCGACACCUAUGAUUGCCGCAAACGUUCGUGGUAUAUAGAGACUGCCACCUGCUCCAAGGAUAUUGUUAUACUAUUGGACAAUUCGGGUUCGAUGACCGGUUUCCGCAAUCAUGUUGCCAAAUUUACAAUACGCAGUAUUUUGGAUUCUUUCUCGAAUAAUGAUUUUUUUACGGUUUUUAAUUACUCCGCGGAGGUCCACGAUAUAAUACCAUGCUUUAAGGACGCCCUUGUGCAGGCAACACCUGAGAAUAUCAAUGUGUUUAAUGAUGCCAUUGAGGAGAUAAAACCUGAGGGCUAUGCGAAUCUCUCUUUGGCAUAUGAGAAAGCAUUUCAGCUAUUGAAAAAAUACUAUGUCGAACGCCGUUGCAAUGAGACGUCCACCUGCAAUCAAGCUAUAAUGGUUGUCACCGAUGGCGUUGCUGGCAAUACCACCGAAAUUUUCGAAAAAUAUAAUUGGGGCAAUGGCGAGAACGGCACAAUGAAUAUGAAUAUACGCAUAUUUACCUAUCUGCUGGGGAAAGAAGUGACCAAAGUGCGUGAGAUACAAUGGAUGGCCUGCUUGAAUCGUGGCUACUAUUCGCAUGUACAGACAUUGGACGAGGUGCAUGAGGAGGUUUUGAAGUAUGUAGAUGUGAUAGCCACACCGUUGGUGCUGCAAAAUGAGGAACACCCGCCAACAUGGACGCAUUCGUUUACGGAUCGAACGUAUGAACCGCGCCCUAAUGAUACUGGCACACGGCUUAUGAUAGCUGUGGGCGUUCCAGCCUUUGAUCGUUCCUACCGCAAUGAGAACUCUACGAAGCGAGCACGUCUGCUCGGUGUAGCUGGCACAGAUGUGCCGGUGGAGGAUAUCGAUAAACUAACGCUGCCUUAUAAGCUUGGUGUAAACGGCUACUCAUAUGUGGUUUCCAAUAACGGUUACAUGCUGCUGCAUCCAGAUUUACGUCCGAUUUCGAAAUCUGGUAUGCUUAAUCCCAAUUACAACAGUAUAGAUUUCACAGAAGUGGAGCACCUUUAUGAGGAUUUGGAACCACGCCAACCGGGUGAGUCCAUACUACAGCUGCGUAGCGCCAUGGUUCAAUAUCAAUCAGGUGAAUUCAAGGAUAUAAGCGUAAAGUUUCACUAUGACAAUAUGCGUCGAGUAUCCGAGGAGAAACAAGAUUAUUUUUUUGCGCCGCUACCGAACACACCCUUUUCGUUAGGCAUUGUUUUGCCAAGUGAAUAUGGUAAGACCUGGAUUAAGGUGGGCGAAGAGGUGAUGAAGAACAAGCAUAUGAAAGUGAAUAUAUCGGACUAUUUUGUCGGUGACAACUGGAAAGUGCAUCCCGCUUGGGUUUAUUGCAAAUACCACUACCUGGAAGGGCAUGAAUUCAAAACGCCUGAAGCUGAGUUGCGUCAUUUUCUUGCAAAGAUGUUUCAAAACGACUGGAAAUGGUCCGAACAGUAUGAAGAAGACGAUUCAGACCGUGAUGAUACGGACGAAAUAAAUUGCGGCCGCAUAACGCUCGACGAAGAUGCCUACUAUUGCAACAAGGAGCUUGUGCAACUACUCAUCUUCGAUGCCAAAGUUACAAACUCCAGUUACGGUGAGUGGAAAUUCGCAAACGCUGACGAACGUAGCCUAAUAGAAGGCUUUGGCGGUACGUUGCGUUUUGCGGCCACCAUGAGCGGCUUGACACGUUGGCAAUUCAUUUACGGUGAGGUUGAAGUGGACAAUGAUCGUGAAUUUGGCGACUAUCAUACGACAGCGAUCGACGAGACUUGGUAUAAGAGCGCUAUAUUGCAACAUCAUCAAGAGCGCACCGAAAGCUUCGUUUACAUGGUUAAACAUGCCAGUGAUCCAAUGGAGGAUAACGAAUUGAUGGUUACCGCUUCGCAUGCGAUAUUUCCACGCGAUGGCGGUAGAGAGGCACCUGCAUGUGUUGUCGGCUUUCAAUUUUCACAUGCACGUAUGAUGGACCGAUUCUUCAAUAUCACUUCGAUAGAUAAUUGCAAUGGUUGCAUAAAGACCUGUACGAGCGACGAGAUAGAUUGCUACGUCAUAGACAAUAAUGCAUACAUUGUGAUAGCACAAAAUGUCAAUCAUACUGGAAAAUUCUUUGGCGACCAUCAAGGUGACGUUAUGGCGGCAAUGGUGGAGAAGAGCUUCUUCCAAGCUAUCAAUGUUUACGACUAUCAAGCGCUGUGUCGUGAGGAAGUCGACGAUUCCAGCGACGCGCAAGCUCUACUGCACCCAAUCAGAUUGUUGAGCAUAGGCUGGCGUUGGUUGAUCGCGCAGCUCUUCUGGCAAUAUGCGCGCAUCAAAUGGUGGGCGGACGGCGCGCCAUUCUUGGAAUAUUCGGACGAGAUCGACGACGACUACGAAGCUGCGCCGGAUGCUUUUCCACGUCAACCGCAAAAAGACAAAGACAUGAGCGACGAUGGCAAAUUAUUAUUUGAGAAGAAGAAACCCGAUCCGGUUUAUAAUCCUUGCGAUACACGUUCAACACUUUAUGUCUUACAACCGAAUUCGCUCGAAGAUGUAAGCGACUAUAUAAAAGUGCCAUAUUCACGACCGUUUUAUUUAAAGAAAAUACCGAAUACCAAUCUUUUGUUGGUGGUGGUAAAUGUUUUGAUGCCAUCGAAAGGUAUGCGUUUGAGCACGGAACCUGAACGUUUAGAAUAUGAUAUAGAAUUUCCAUGUCAUAAAUUAAAUAUGAGCUUCUACGAGCGACGGCGUCUGGAAGAAUGUUUCACCCAGCACCCAGAGGAGGAAAAAUAUACAUAUUGCGGCGAUGCGACAGCGCUGCAAUUGGACAUUGUAAAUUUAUUGAUAACGGUAUUUAUAUUUUUAUUAACGCGCUAUUUACGCACUUAAAUGUUUGUAAACAUUUAUUUAUUUUUUUACACUAUCGAACGAAAGUAUGUAACUAAAUACAAAUUUUUUAUGAAAAAAAAACCAACAACAAUGUCAACAGUAAAAAUAUAAGAUAAAAUUUGCAUUGUCACAGAUAAUUUAGCACAAUCCUCUUUACUGCAUUGACUAUAAAUGCUCCUAGCGUUCUCUCUUAUGUGAAAUACCAUGUAGACUUAAACGGAAACGCCAAAGAAAACAAAGACAUUACUAAAGAAAAUAAUGGUUAGAAAAUUACAAACAAAAUGACUAGCAAAACUAGCGGAACUGUUUAAUUUUUUUUUUACUGUAUACACUUGUCUUGUACUUAUGUAUUGUAUGUAUGUAUGACUGUAGGACUAAAUACUUGAAACCGAAGUUAACUUUUCAUCUUCUGCUUUCCGACGAUAAUCAAGUUUUUAACUGACGAAAAAACAACAACAAAAGAAAAUUUAAAAAAUUUAAAGAACAACAAAAACAAUUUUAGGAUAUCUUUUGGAACAACAAAACACACAAUUGUGCAGAGAAACUCACACUUUCACAUACUCACACACACACACGCACACGUGAAAUGUAUACAUGUAACAUAAUGCAAAUCACAUAUGGAAUUGUUGCAUGUUACGUGCAUUGCAACAGCAACAACAAGAACAAAACACACAUUUUGUUUGAGACAAUGAGAAAAACGUAUUUGCCAAAACCAAAAAUUAUUAUAAAUUAUAGCAAAAAAAUAAAAAAAAACUAUAAACUAAUGAAAUUAUAUAAACAAAUCUACUUGGUUAAAUUUUGAUAGAAUUUUAUAACCGUUAUGUACGUACCCCCUAGUCGAAUUCGUUGAUUAAUGAGGCUUAGCCUUCAAGUUAACAGCUAAAAUCAAAACAAAAACAAAAAUGUUAAAUUAAUUAGUUAAAUGGUGGUAAAUGAAUGGAGGCGACUAAGGAUAGUUUAGAGAGCUAUAAUAUUUAUUACUUUGUUACUGUUUAUUUAUAGCGUAAAUACUUGCCUACAUAUGUAUUUGUAUACAUAUAUGUAUGUAUGCAUAUGCGACUAUAUUUGUAUAACUUUAUAUUAUGUUAAUGUACACUACCUUAUGUACUACUUAUAUAUGGUAUUUGUAUGUAUAUUUGAAAUGUAAACAAAAGCAAAUGUUUUUUAAUUUAUAUGUAUGUAUAUAUGUAUGAGUAUGUAAAACGAAACAUGUGUCUAGUACCACCAAACAACCAAACCGAGACCUGCCUAUUUUGCAUCCAUUAUAAUUUUAAACAUAAAAGAGCAUUGAGACGCACAUUAGCUCGCAUUUGUUAGCAGGAAAAACGGUGAGAAUUGCAAAUUUGUGGUUAUGUGAUGACUAGGAAUUUGUAUAUAUUUGCUAAGAAAGCCAUAAGUAAAUAUUUGGCGGAAAAUACUUGGAAUUUGUUAAGCCUUCUGCGCACCCACCCACAGAUAUUACUCAGCGACAGGGUUACGAAUUUUUUAAAUAAAAAAAUUUGAAUUAAAAAUUGGAUUUUCAAGUUUUUAGUUUUUAUUACAUAUUGUUUGCGAUUAAAAAUUGAAAAUUUAAUCGCAAAUUAAAAAUUGAAAAUUUUAAUAUCACAGUAUCGUAAUUUAAAAUUGAUAAACUAUAAAUCGUUUGAAUGUAUAAAUUUGCCGACCACUGUUCUAUGGUAUUGAAGAUUGUUUUAGAGUAUGAAUGCGAGCUCUAGUUCAAAAUGUUAGAACACAAAGCACGCAAAAUCGAAUAGAUGGGAAUUUAAAAACAUUUUUUUUUUUUUCUAACUUACUUAGAUUAAAAAUUUUUUUUUCAAUCCGGUAUUUGAGAAUAAAUUUUUUAUAUUUCAAUCCGGUAAUUGAAAUUAGAAAUAAAAAAAUUAUUUUUAAUUCAGCUUUUCACGGCUAAAAAUUAAAAAACAAAUUUAAUUUAAAUGUUAGUUCAAUUAUUUGUCCAGUGCAAUAUUUGCAACCCUGCUCAGCAAACAAAUUUCAAGUCUACGAAUUUAACAAACUGCAAUUCUGUCGCUAUUUGUGGACUUCCAGCGAAUGAUCUCAACAGCAAUUGACUAAAAAAUAAAACUAAAAUUUAAAGAAUUUCACUAGGAGGGGUCUAGGGUUUCAAUAAAAGAUCAACAGCCAACACUCAAUUCAACUUUUCAGCUUCGACAAUCGAGCAAUUAUGCGACAUCUCUAUGACCAGAUUAAGUUUGAGUAUUUGAAGAUAGUUUGUGGAUCUCCAAAAUUCUUGUUCACACUUUUAGUUUAUGGUAGCAGUUUCUAUGUAUAUACUUGUAAAAUAGAAAAGAGUUGAGUUUUCCUAGAAUACAACAAAACUUUUCUUUAGAGGAAAGAAAGAGGACUUUCUUAUUUGCACAGCAAUAUGACGGCAAGAAAUUAUACAACGACGAACAAUACUUCCGUAACUGCUCUACUUCCGAAAAAGCAGAAGAACCCUUUCAGCAAUAGCUUCCACGAAAGAACGAACUGAUUUGUUAGUCUUAGCCCUUCUUCCAAAAUGCUCUACUUCAGGAGGAGUAUGAGGGAUAUUCUAAGAAUGAACGAUCUGACUCAUGAGUCUUGUCGCUAAUAAGGACGAAGAUAGGCGAAGAUCUGGCCCAAGUUUGUAAGAGCUUAUUCUUCUAUGAUAUCACAAUUGUUGUCGUCACAAUUCUGGCGCUUUAUUUCGAUUCGCUUACAUGGCUAAAAGCGAUCCAAGAUUUCAACAUUGACAAAAGAGAUACGGCCCUAACAUUGGACUCCUAACAGAUCCAAAAUUUAUCUCUUGCUUUGAAAGUCGCUGUUAGAUUUCACGAAUAACAAUAUACGUCUAAAACUCAAGGAAACUAAUUUUUUACACUAAUUUCUGGAAGACUUCAGCAAAUUUGAAAGACGUAUUAACAAAUUUCAGCAUCAGGUACGACAAAGACAAAGACCUUCGUGAAUACGAUACCAUUUCUGAAUAAAAGAGCUUUUCGAAUACUUAGACGUCCAUAGCCGAUAUCUAGUGAUUUGAAAAGUUAAUUCCAUCAGCAAGAAGACGCCAUAGUCGAGCUUGCUAUAUAACUAGCAAACACAAAUAGUCUCACAUUGCCAAUUGCAAUUCUCGACCAAGUGAAGCACAAAUUAUUUGAAAAGCUAACAACAUUAUAGCUAUUCUUCCGUUUACAUUAUUUACAUAUUUAAAGUAAAUAUCUCAAAAUAUAUAAAAAUAUAUAAACAAAAACAAGGUUUACAUUAUUGACAUUAAGUUGUCAAAAAUACGAAAAAGUUUAUUUUAAUGAAUUUUAAAAAGAAUUUUUUGUAAAUUUUAUGAAACUAACAAACACUAGUUUCAUAAACAGCCACACAAAAAUAUACUUAUGUAAGAUAAUUCAAAUGCAAACACAAAAGAACAACCUUAACGCAAAGCGUUGAAGGUUUUAAUUCUCGCAGCAACAUUGUCGUCCUACAAAACUAAAUUAAAUUAAAAAAAUGUAAAAAAAUUAACAAAAACAAAAAAUAUAUAUAUAUAACAUUAAAUGAAAUGAGAGAAAAUUAUGAUGAAUUAAUUCAACAGAUUGCCUUUAAAUUUAAAAGUAAAUUUUUAAAAUCGUAAAUUAUAUUUAUAUGAAUUUCUUACGAUCAUUAAGCGUAGUAAAAUGAGAAAGAAAUAUUUAUUUAAAAAUGAAAACUAAGUAAAUAUAUAGUUAUGUAUAUGAGAGAGAGAUAAUUAAUAAAUAAAUUUUUUGAAUAUUAAAAUGAAGAUCAAAAAAUUAUUUGACCAACACUGUUAACUAAUUAGUAAAAUGCAAGUGGGAAUAGUUGGUAUAAAAAAUAUUAUGUAAAAAAAAUCAAUUUUAAUUUUAACCAAACUCAUCAAUGUACACUAAAUAUGUAAAAUUAUAUUGAGUUUUAUUUAAAAUUUAUUUUUAAUAAUUUCUAAGCAUAAUAAAAGAACACAGAAAACUCCUGUCAACUGCGACAGCAUAAACCGA
This is a messenger RNA of Bactrocera oleae (olive fruit fly), 8996 nucleotides long. RefSeq names its product Ca[2+] channel Muscle-specific alpha2/delta subunit (gene Ca-Ma2d). Lineage: Eukaryota; Metazoa; Arthropoda; Insecta; Diptera; Tephritidae. Gene Ontology annotation, cellular component: voltage-gated calcium channel complex. The record is from RefSeq and is a predicted model, not a curated record. Gene Ontology annotation, molecular function: voltage-gated calcium channel activity.